AUCUGCUUGAAAGGGAGCUCUUUGACCUUCUACUAAUGGGCCAGAACAUGCUUCUUGGUUGCCUGAGAAUUGUUCCUUUAAUUCAAUGUUAUGCAGUGGUCAGUUCCUACACAGGGGAAGGCUCAAUUUUCAACUACAGAUAGUGUUCUUUGAUAUUUGUGAUCCAUGGGGGAGUGGGUUAUUGGAGCAUUCAUCAAUAUUUUUGGUAGUAUUGCCAUCAAUUUCGGGACAAACCUUCUAAAAUUGGGUCAUAAUGAGGAUAUUGGCGAACUGGGUGGAAGAAAUUUGGUUGUGUUUAGUUUGGGCUGCAGGAAAAAUAAUUCUUUAGAAGAAUUUCCAGAAAUCAUGAAGUGGUACUCAUGUGGAUAUGAAAGAACUUUUUGAUGGGGACAUCACAGGACCUACUCGAGUGUACCAGAGACGGAGACGACCACCCACAUCAGCGCAACUUUCUUUGUGGAUGGGAGAUGAGUUCCGUAUGGGGCCCGACGAGCCAUUUUGAAGACUCCACAUGCAUUGGACGUGCAUAAGGAAGACCCCACUUUGGGAUGAUGCAUCGAGAGAGGCUUGCUAUGCAAGACGGUGAUGGAACCAAUGGCAAGCUUGUUUUAAAGCCGAUCAUAUACUUCCAGACUUGGAGAGUCGGUAUUCUCUUUUUUGCUCUUGGGAACUGUCUUAACUUCAUUUCAUUUGGAUAUGCUGCUCAGUCACUUCUUGCGGCACUUGGAUCCAUUCAGUUUGUAUCUAAUAUAGCAUUUGCGUACUUUGUCUUGAACAAGACGGUGACAAGCAAGGUAAUGGUUGCUACGGCUUUUAUUGUCCUUGGCAACAUCUUCCUUGUUGCUUUUGGCAACCACCAGUCACCAGUAUACACGCCGGAGCAGUUGGUGGAGAAGUACAGCAACAUUGUAUUUCUUUUUUACUGCAUGAUCUUGAUGGUGAUUGUUGCCGCUAAUCACUCUAUUUACAGGAGAGGCGAGCUUCUGCUUUCGAUUCCUGGACAUGACCUUAGACCAUAUUGGCGCAUGUUGCUCCCUUUAUCCUAUGCCACAGUUUCUGGUGCUGUAGGAUCAUGCUCAGUGUUGUUUGCAAAAUCACUGUCUAACAUGCUGCGAUUGACCAUGGCUAGAGAUUAUCAGUUCCACAGCUGGUUCACGUACUCCAUGCUUCUGUUUUUUCUUAGCACAGCAGGGUUUUGGAUGGCUAGAUUGAAUGAAGGGUUGUCUCUGUAUGAUGCAAUCCUUAUCGUCCCCAUGUUUCAGAUUGCUUGGACCCUGUUCUCCAUUUGUACAGGAUUUGUAUAUUUUCAAGAAUAUCAGGUCUUCAAUGUGCUAAGGACAUUGAUGUUCAUUCUGGGAAUGGCAUUUGUAUUCGUAGGCAUUUCUUUGCUAGCACCUGUUGACUCGAAGGGAGGUGAAACCAAGGAUUCUUCUUUGGUUUCUGCUACGUCUUCAAACAUUUCUACUGACAUGAACAGGCCAAUGAAGCUACCGACAGAAGAGACAGAAAUUAAAGAUAUAAGAUCGUUGGGCCAAGCAAUGCUGUCGAGACUGACAGCUAUCGCGAUCAAAGCAAAGACCGCCUGCGUUCUAUCUUUAGGCUUAGGUGAGGAUUCAAUAAGUGCUUCUUCGGUUCUUGUAAUGCCUAUGGUGUCUUCAAGGAUGACAGGCUUUAGAGGGGCUGGUUACGAUCGUGUGAAGCUCUUUCCCCUAAGAAGCUCCGGCUGGAGUAUGAUUCCAAUGGAGGAUGAUCCAGAAAUUCAUGAGGGCAGCACUUUGAUUUCUCAUAACCAUAGUCAGAGGUAGCAAUGCAUUGUGAUGUCUUUUGGGAAGGAAAUUGAUUCCGCCUCCCUUCCCCCCCCCCCCUAAUUCUAUUUGUUGUAUCUUGAAUGUAUAGGAAUGAUAUAUAGUUUCACGGCAUCGUCAUAGCGUUGCGAUGUGAUUUAUACAAAUUUCACUGCCUGCUUGCAAAAAAUUCUCUUUUUGAGAUAUCAAUUGACCCAUUAUUUUUAUCGAUAGGAUUUGGCAGAUCCCAAAGUCCACCAUUUGGUAAUCAAGUUACAAAUCUGUGGAUUUGGAGCA
Molecule: messenger RNA, 2081 nt
Organism: Magnolia sinica
Lineage: Eukaryota; Viridiplantae; Streptophyta; Magnoliopsida; Magnoliales; Magnoliaceae
Product: probable magnesium transporter NIPA8
Exons: 14
Coding region: 549-1805 (418 amino acids)
Biological process (GO): magnesium ion transport
Cellular component (GO): membrane
Molecular function (GO): magnesium ion transmembrane transporter activity
Source: RefSeq, a predicted model, not a curated record